UUCUUGUCAGUCCACUCCUCCUAGGGCUCAGCAGCAGCAACCCCUUGCUUCAGGUUAAGGGAAGAGCAAGGUGAUUUUUGCAGAUCUGAAGGGGACUUGAUUUAGGACGUCUGAGAAAGAGGAAGGGUCCAGGAUUUGCCUUCGGGCUUGGAUUGCUGAAUCAAAAUAGCAGGCCCAGCCUACCACGACGAUGACAGUCACUUAUUCCAGCAAAGUAGCAAAUGCCACUUUCUUUGGAUUUCACAGAUUACUCCUAAGGUGGAAAGGCAGCAUCUACAAAUUGCUGUACAGAGAAUUUAUUGUUUUUGCUACUCUUUACACAGCGAUAAGUGUAUUAUACAGAUUUUUUCUUACAGGUAGCCAAAAACGCUUCUUUGAAAAAUUAUCAAUUUACUGUGACAGAUAUGCUGAACAAAUCCCAGUAACUUUUGUUCUUGGUUUCUAUGUAACUUUGGUGGUGAAUCGCUGGUGGAACCAGUUUGUGAACUUGCCUUGGCCAGAUCGUCUGAUGCUGCUCAUCUCCAGCUGCGUGCAGGGCAGGGAUGAGUACGGGCGCCUGUUAAGGAGGACUCUCAUGCGCUAUGUGAAUUUAACCUCUCUGCUGAUCUUUCGCUCUGUCAGCACCGCUGUGUACAAAAGGUUCCCCACCAUGGACCAUGUGGUUGGAGCAGGUUUUAUGACAAAAUAUGAAAGAAAACUUUUUGAUGACCUUAAGUCUCCGCACCUGAAAUACUGGGUCCCAUUUGUCUGGUUUGGAAAUUUGGCAUCAAAGGCACGAAAGGAGGGAAGAAUUCGAGACAGUGUGGAUCUGCAGACACUGAUGAAUGAGAUGAAUAAGUACCGGUCUUGGUGUAGCCUUUUGUUUGGUUAUGACUGGGUUGGAAUUCCACUGGUCUAUACCCAGGUUGUUACUCUCGCAGUCUAUACCUUUUUCUUUGCCUGCCUGAUAGGGCGUCAAUUUUUGGAUACUGACCAAGGGUACCAGGGACAUGACUUAGAUAUUUACAUUCCAAUCUUCACACUGCUGCAGUUCUUCUUCUAUGCAGGAUGGCUCAAGGUCGCUGAACAACUCAUUAAUCCCUUUGGAGAAGAUGAUGAUGAUUUUGAAACUAACUGGUGCAUCGAUAGAAAUUUACAGGUUUCACUUCUGGCUGUGGAUGAGAUGCACAUGAACUUGCCAAGGAUGGAGAAAGAUAUUUACUGGAAUGAUACCUCUGCCCGCCCACCCUACACAAAAGCAGCUGCUGAUUACUGUAUUCCUUCCUUCCUUGGAUCGACUAUUGAAAUGGGGCUGGCUGAUACUGAAUUUCUCUAUGGGGAAGAGUGGCCUUGGGAAGAGGAGAAACACCAGAGACAGUACUCGGUUUUGAGAAGAGUCAAGAGGUUUCUCAGCGUCCAUGAGAGUCCUUCAUACCCCACUCACCAGCGCUACAGUCGGCAGACGAGUGAGAAUUCGGUGUUUUUCCCAGCAGAUGAAAAAGGGCACAUCAGACGGCUGCAGGAAAUGCACACAAGAGGGAGGCACUCUACCUUAAGCUUCAAGAAGAAACAUGAAGGAGUUUCCAGAAGUAACAGACUUCAUGGUAGCCGAGAGCUAGGACCCAUAACAGAAACCUCAAGGAACGAGGCACAUUUUGGUGACAGUGACACCUCAUCUGAGGCAACCAGGCCAGUUCCUGAGGUCAUAGUUUCUGAAGCCCAGGAGAUUGAACCUGAUGUGGUGGACAAACCAGACCUGCCAGCAGAGCGCUCCGCAAGCAUGCCAGAAGAGAAGCUCCAAAGGAUCAUAGCUGAGGCAAAUGUGGCUCUUCUGAACCAACACUUUUUCCCCCCAGAAAUGACUCCAUACCUCUCAAGUUCAGAGGUGCAUCAGUCACUUCCUAGUGUGAUAGGAGAGCCCAAACACGAGCCCCAGGUUAGUAACAUAGCUGGUCUCAUAACAGAUCAUGAGAGAAACCUCCAGCGAUGGAGUUUACCAAGCUUCCAUAGUCCUAGUACAGCAUCAAAUGCUGAUGCUGCACCAUCUUCCACAGAUUCUGAGACAACUUCACAGGAAAGGACAUUCAGUGAUGGAAAAAAUGGCACUUCUGCUUGUGCUCCACAAACAUUUGAGAUGCAGGACUUAUGGGAAAACCUGGACAGUAAAGAAACAGCCAUAGUAGAAUUUUCUAAUGAGGAGAGUGAAAGAAAACUUUGACCAUUCUU
Passer montanus (Eurasian tree sparrow) is the source of this 2205-nucleotide messenger RNA. RefSeq names its product bestrophin 3 (gene BEST3). Gene Ontology annotation, molecular function: chloride channel activity. NCBI's taxonomy places the organism in Eukaryota, Metazoa, Chordata, Aves, Passeriformes, Passeridae. The coding region runs from base 191 to 2197 and encodes 668 amino acids. The record is from RefSeq and is a predicted model, not a curated record. The transcript has 10 exons.